Messenger RNA from Saxophila tyrrhenica, 1059 nucleotides. RefSeq lists its product as uncharacterized. Bases 1 to 1059 code for a protein of 352 amino acids. NCBI's taxonomy places the organism in Eukaryota, Fungi, Ascomycota, Dothideomycetes, Mycosphaerellales, Extremaceae. The record is from RefSeq and is a predicted model, not a curated record. Gene Ontology annotation, molecular function: oxidoreductase activity. The transcript is spliced from 3 exons.
AUGCCUCUCUUAACCUCAACGGGCAAGCCCAGGGUAAUCUUGGGGACGAUGACCUUUGGGCCCGACCCUGCAGCCGGCGCCCGCAUCACCUCCCUCGACACCUAUAACUCCGUCCUCUCGACCUUCCUUGAAGCUGGCCACACCGAACUCGACAGCGCCAGGAACUACAUCGGGGGUAAACAAGAGUCGUGGACCAGGUCCGCCGAGUACUCGAAAAAGGGCUUCAGCAUCGCAACAAAAUGCUACCCCAAUACGCCCGGCCAGCACUCCGCCGAGAAGCUGGAGGAGAGCUUCAACAAGAGUCUUUCGGAGCUUGGGACGGACUGUGUGGACAUCUUCUACCUUCAUGCUGCUGACAGGAGUCUGCCGUUUACUGAGCCGCUCAAGAAGCUGGAUGAAUUACACAAGAAGGGCAAGUUCGUGCAGCUCGGUCUGUCGAACUUCACGGCGUUCGAGGUGGCAGAGGUGGUGAUGCAUUGCAAAUACAACAACUGGGUACGACCGACGAUCUACCAAGGAAUGUACAACGCCAUCACGCGCUCCCUAGAGCAGGAGCUCAUCCCGGUCUGUCGUCGCUACGGUAUCGACGUUGUGAUCUACAACCCCAUCGCCGGCGGCAUCUUCAGCGGCAAAUACAAAUCCGCCGACCAGACUCCAGACGACGGCGGCCGAUUCUCCGACGCCGGCAACCCCAAAGUCGCCGCCAACUACCGCAAACGCUACUUCAAGGACGCCACCUUCGAUGCCCUGGCCAUGAUCGAGCCCGUCGUGCAAAAGCAUAACCUCACGCUGCUCGAGACCGCGUUCCGCUGGCUCACGCACCACUCGGCAUUGAAUAUCAAGGAUGGGGGAAACGACGGGGUGAUCAUUGGAGUCUCGAGCGAGGAGCAGUUGAAGCAGAAUAUGGCGGAUUUGGAGAAGGGCCCGUUGCCGGAGGAGGUGGUGGCGGUGUUGGAUGAGGCGUGGAAGGUUUGUGAGCCGACGACGGCGAAUUAUUGGCAUCUGGAUUUGGAGUAUACGUAUGAUACGCGCGAGGCUUUGUUCGGGAAGGGGAAGUGA